Molecule: messenger RNA, 2760 nt
Organism: Brenthis ino (lesser marbled fritillary)
Lineage: Eukaryota; Metazoa; Arthropoda; Insecta; Lepidoptera; Nymphalidae
Source: the annotation of a GenBank genome assembly
AUGCUGCCUGCGCUCCUGCUGCUGGUGGCGCUGGUGCCGGCCGGCCCUGCCGCCGCGCGCCGUCACGCGCCAGACCUGCGCGAGGACGAGCCCGCGCGCCGCACUACCCGUCCUGCUGAAUGCCAGUUCGGGAAACAAGCGAAAGAACUCGGGUCAACAUGGUUUGCAGACCUGGGCCCGCCUUUUGGUGUGAUGUACUGCAUCAAAUGUGAGUGUAUAUCGGUUCAGAAAAAAAGAAGAGUUGUUGCGAAAGUACAUUGCCGCAACAUAAAGAACGAAUGUCCGGAACCAUCUUGUGACACUCCAACACUUCUACCCGGAAGAUGUUGCAAAACUUGCCCAGGAGAUUUAAACUCGCCAGAUAUCGUUCAAGAUGAUAGCCCGACGGUUGUUAUAACAACUAAUGAAGAUGAAGAACGACAUUUUGGAGCAUUAUUAACUGCUCGGUCACCCUUAUGCAUAAGACGUGAUGAUAUGACAGGAGUCCCAGUAGCUCCUGGCGUUGCAACGGCCAGAUUUACUUUUCGACGUCGUCACCUAUUUUGGUCAGUUCUGCUUGGAUCCUCCAUGGUUAUCCAGCCUCGCUCUCUAGCUUUUCUAGAUAGAGGUGGACGUAUGCUUCUCGAACACCCAUUAAAAAGUGCUCCUGGAAUACACGCUACUUACGAGGAAAAAACUGAUAAGUUAUGUGGUGUCUGGCGUCGAGUACCGAGAGAAUAUAAGCGUUUAUUGAGAGAAGGCUCUCUGUAUGUAGCGUUGAUUUGGGGUGAUGAGCGUAAUAAUUCUAUGGAAAGCGCUCUAAGUGGCCGAAUCAAUAGAUACCCAGCCUUAUCUACGGAGAUGUUCACAUCUCUUCUCGAGCCAGAACAUCCUCCCUCUACAAUAGGUAACGCACCGUGUGAAGAUUAUCGGACUCCAGGCCGGGAAGAAGGCUGGUGGGGCGGUACAGCCAUAGUUACUGGUGCUGCAGGCCCUGCUCCCAGCUUACAUCUAGCUAUAAUAUACAAUGGAGUAUUUAAGCCAUCAUCUUGGGAUCAAUCUGUUCGCGUUGUUUUGACACUUCCAGAAAGAAAUCAAACGAUAAUUGAUGAAGUUCAUAGUGUUAGCAAACCAGGCUAUGAACUUAAUGUUCUAGAAGUCUCUACACCUGUAUCAGCUGCUGAAUUGCGGUCUUUAUCGAGAGGACGAUUGAUGUUAUCAGUGGAAGCGUUAGGAACUGUUGAAAGACGUAUUUCGGGAAGUGUAAGGCAAAGGGCCGCGUGUGAAGUAUUUCAUGCGCCCUUAAUAGCUGAAAGACCUCCAGCUGCUGUGACACCCGAGGGGUUGGCAUUAUUAUAUAUUGACAAGGAAGGCUCACUGGUGUAUGAUAUUCAGAUAGAAGAUUUGAGCAUAACAGACCCUAAAAUAACUUUGGUAGAGGAACAAGGCAAGCGUCAUUCACAGGUGGAAAUACUGGACACUAGAAUUGGGGUACUAGCGAGGCCAAGUGCCCGUAUUUUCCCCCCGCUUUAUGAAGACCAGCUUGCUGUUCAUAUUGGUUCUGAUACAGGUCCUCCAAUGCUGAGAGGUCGCCUUUUAUCUAGACCGUUACCAGACACUGCAAGUGCAGGACCAUCGUUGCUCCGGCGCACUGAUGAGCGCAUGCCACCUUCUAUCAAUCCCGUCGCAGGCCUCGCGUGGCUCUCAGUUGAUGCUUUAUGUGGAAUUAACUAUGAGGUGGUAAUAAAUGGAUACUCUAAUUCAUGGUCCGCCUGGCUUGAAACUCAUACGUCAAAGGGCCCUAGAGCUUUAGUGGGAGCUGAGGGGUCAGUCUUAGAGCCUUCUUCGGGUGAACUAGCGGCAUUAAAUACAGGCACUGCAUAUUUGAAAGUACGCACUUCGGAUAAUGACACAGAGUUCCUGCGCACGCGGUUGUCAAAGAUAAGCGUGCCACCCUCCUGUCUUCCAUCGGUGGCGGACUCUGAUAAUGAAUUGAGCGCCAAUUACGCACCUACCCACGUCAACGCCCCUCCGCCAGACAAUUCUCUAUUCAACACAGACUUUUGCUACUAUAAUGAAAAAACCUAUGAAGACGGCGCGCAGUGGAUAACUGAGUCAUGUCAAAUGUGUGGAUGUGUCCAUGGCUCACUUCGUUGCGUACCGGUUCGUUGUCCACCUGUCAAUUGUGCAGUACCGACUAUACAGCCGCCUGGACAAUGCUGUCCUAUUUGUACUAAUUCAACCACAGCAGUAUGGAAUGAAUCGCACGGUUGCCAUCUCUCCGGACAGUAUCAUGCUCCCGGCUCCUCCUGGCAUCCUUACUUAGUCCCCGGCGGAUACGACACAUGCGCGAUAUGUACAUGCGAAAUGUCUACACGACAAGUGCGAUGUCCACGCGUGAAGUGUCCACCACUUAGGUGUGCAGAGAAAGAUGCCUAUCGACCGGAUAAGAAAUCGUGUUGCAGAGUCUGCCCUGAGGUAUAUGCAAAGAAGACCGAAGAAGAAACGCUAAAGGAUCAAGGCGCUCCACGAACAGCUGAAGAGAUUCUUGCAGAAGGUGGCUGCAAGUUCCCAGACGGGCCUCUUCCAAAUGGUAAAGAAGUUCAUCCAUCAAUACAUUCACACGGAGAACAGAGAUGUGUCACGUGCCGGUGCAAGGACGGCGAAGUGACAUGCAUUCGCAAGCGUUGCGGGCGGGCGGCGUGCGCGCGCCGACGGCGCGGCGACGCGUGCUGCGCGUGCAUGCGCCACCGCCGCCAGCGCACGCCGCCGCCGCCCAGC